AUGGCUACCGACACGUGGAGCCCACAUGGAAACAAGACAGCCGGAGAGUCAGGUCCGAGCAUCCGAGACCACCCCCUCCUCCGCGGCGACCAGCCCAAGCCCCCGACGGCCGACGAUGAAGUCGCCGUCGUCGUCGACGAGGUCCCUACCGCGCGGCUGGUCGUCAUCAUGGGAACCGUGUGGAUCGGCGUCUUCGUCGGCGCCAUCGACUCCACCAUCUUCGCCACCCUCUCGGGGCCCAUCUCCAGCGAGUUCAAGAGCCUCUCCCUCUUCUCCUGGCUCGCCACCGCCUACCUCAUCGCCAACGCCGCCUGCCAGCCCAUCUCCGGCCGCUUGACCGACAUCUUUGGCCGCGGGCCCGGCCUCGUCUUCAGCAACCUCUUCUUCGCCGCCGGGAACCUCAUCUGCGGCCUCGCCACCGACCAGUACACCAUGAUCCUCGGCCGCGUCAUUGCCGGCAUCGGCGGCGGCGGCCUCAUGUCCAUUUCCACCUUUGUCGGCUCGGAUCUCGUGCCCCUCCGGAAGCGCGGCGUCGUCCAGGGCAUCGGCAACAUCUGCUACGGCUCCGGCGCCAUGCUUGGCGGCGUCUACGGCGGCUUCGUCAACGACCACACCGCCAUGGGCUGGCGCCUCGCCUUCUUCUCCCUCGUGCCGCCCGCCGUCAUCUCCGCCAUCCUCGUCUCCGUUCUCGUCAAGAUCCCUCCCAAGAUCUCCAACAAGUCCUACGUCUCGCGCAUCGAUUUCGGCGGUGCCUUCCUGACCGUCGGCUUCCUCGUCUCCCUGCUCCUCGGCCUCAAUGCCGGCGGGAACCUCGUGCCCUGGCGCCACCCGCUGCCAAUCACCGCCGUCAGCGCCUCCGUGGUCCUCUUUGUCCUGUUCUGGAUUUGGGAGAGCCGCGCCCGCCAGCCCAUCAUUCCCGUGCGCCUGCUGGUCAACCGCACCGUGCUUGCCGCCUGUUUCGCCAAUCUCGUUUGCUCCAUGGCCCUCUUCAUGGCCAUCUUUUAUGUUCCGCUCUACCUACAGGUCCGUGGAUACUCAGCCACUGAUGCCGGCCUGGCCCUGCUCGCCUCCCCCAUCGGCACCUCCGUCUUCUCCAUCUCCGCCGGCCUCAUCAUGAAGCGUACCGGCCGCUAUCAGGGUCUGGCAAUCGCCGAUCUCUGCAUCUUUACCGUGGGAAUGGCCGUCUUGACCACUUUGGAUGAGAACUCCCCUCUGCGACUCGUCCCCUCCACCUUUUUCUUCACCGGCGGAAGCUACGGCGGCAUGCUCACCAUCACCCUACUCGCUUGCAUCGCGGCGGUUGACCAUUCUCAGCAAGCCGUCAUCACCUCCGCUACCUAUCUCGCCCGCAGCCUCGGAAGCACCAUGGGUGUGACGAUUGCGUCCGCCAUCUACCAAAACAUUCUCAAGGCCCGUCUUUGGGAACGCUUCGGUGACCAGCCCGGCGCGGCAGACAUCAUCCGCCGAGUGCGCGAUGAUCUCGAGGAAAUCUCUCGCGUCCCUCCCGGAUGGUAUGACGGCGUGCUGAAGUCCUUUAUGGAGGCGUUCCACGGCGUCUGGCUCGCCAUGUUGACACUUGCGCUAACAGACUUGGCUGCUAUACAGGUUCCUGGGUUUGAUUAG
Parascedosporium putredinis is the source of this 1623-nucleotide messenger RNA. NCBI's taxonomy places the organism in Eukaryota, Fungi, Ascomycota, Sordariomycetes, Microascales, Microascaceae. The record is from the annotation of a GenBank genome assembly.